Molecule: messenger RNA, 1389 nt
Organism: Parastagonospora nodorum SN15
Lineage: Eukaryota; Fungi; Ascomycota; Dothideomycetes; Pleosporales; Phaeosphaeriaceae
Exons: 2
Coding region: 1-1389 (462 amino acids)
Biological process (GO): protein phosphorylation
Molecular function (GO): protein kinase activity; ATP binding
Source: RefSeq, a predicted model, not a curated record
AUGCCGAGAAAAGGCGCAAACGACCCACGCAAAGGUAAAGGAGCGAGCGAGCCACCGAAAUCUACCCCACCACUAAGAAGCGACUUCAAGUACCAAGAUCGGCCACGACGCCACUGGAUUAUCGUACAAGAGUUUGGACAAAAUGGUGGGGGCUGUAAUGGCGGUGUCGCCAAAGUAGAAAUCAAGGACGACCCGGUGGACAGAUUCUUCUUCGAAAAGCGCUUCGAUGCGAAUGUCAUGUUCCUCGUGCACAAGGAGGUAGGAUUACUUAACCAGCUCGGCGACUGGCCAGGCGUGGUGAAGAUGGUAGAUCAUUUCAUCGACGAGAAAAACAAGAAAGCGAGCGUGUACAUGGAGUAUUGCGACGCAGGUGAUUUGGAGAAGGUCAUCCAGGAUUCUAGGAAGGGAACUAGGCAAGUUCACGAGCGCAAGAUUUGGCAGUGGCUGAUCGAACUGAUGGAUACGCUGGUGUACAUGCAUCGCGGACCGGAGCCUGAGAACGAUAGGAAAGUGCUGAUGUACUGGAACUCAGUGUAUCAUCGCGACAUCAAGCCGGGAAACAUUCUCUUAAAGACUGACCAUAAAGCUGGUAGGGUCGUAACGAAAAUGGCUGAUUUCGGUUGUUCGGUAUCGGCACAUUGGACGCAUAUGGUAAAGCGAGAUAAGCCCGAACAAGUGUCCAUGACCUCUGCUCUUACACCCGGCUAUGACCCUCCAGAGCAUCCAGAGUACUCUGGGGCUACCGACGUUUGGCAAGUUGCGCUUGUAAUUGCGUGCACAUGUUCCUCCAUCAUCGCACCCUGGAGCAAGCAGUGGCCAAAGGGACAAAGAUGGGACAAGGCUGCGCCAGCAGGUCGGAAGUAUUCGCAAAAGCUCAAUAAAAUCCUUGCAUGGUGCUUGACAGAAGAUCAAACGCGGCGUCCCAAGCCCUUGGAGAUAUCGAAGCGUGCCAAAGCGGACUAUGCGAGCAUCAAUCUUCCGCCAGACAACGACCCUAUGGUCAUUUUUGGGCGAGAAGUUGGCCAAGCAGUGCAGACCCCACAGCCAGCGUUCUCUCCCGGGCCAGCGUUUGGUGGCCAGCAGCCCAACUUUCAAGGCCAACGACCAGGGCUCGACCCGCAUGCCUUUUCCGACCCUGAGAUACAAAGGAUGGAGAAUCGAGGCGGUCAGUACAACGAUUUCGUGCAAGAUCAUCGAUCACCAAUGCCCAUGGCUUCUAUGAAUGGAAUUCUGCAUGGUGGUGGAGCAUACCCGGCAUACCCCUUCGAACCCUGGUACGGGCUAAGUGGGAAUGCGCCAGGUAGACCACAUGACUACUUCUCUGGCCGCGAACCAGAGGUCACGCAGCAUUUCUUGAUCAUCCCGGACAGUGAAGCGAUCCCCGACUAA